Messenger RNA from Epinephelus moara (kelp grouper), 1721 nucleotides. RefSeq names its product uncoupling protein 1 (gene ucp1). Lineage: Eukaryota; Metazoa; Chordata; Actinopteri; Perciformes; Serranidae. Gene Ontology annotation, biological process: adaptive thermogenesis; response to cold; mitochondrial transmembrane transport. Gene Ontology annotation, molecular function: oxidative phosphorylation uncoupler activity. The transcript is spliced from 7 exons. Bases 184 to 1104 code for a protein of 306 amino acids. The record is from RefSeq and is a predicted model, not a curated record. Gene Ontology annotation, cellular component: mitochondrial membrane.
AAAAAAAGCCCAGCCAGCAUAUAUAUAAAUACAGAGCUAAAGAUGCAUCGUUGCUUUCUGCGGAGUGGCGCCCUUUAUGGAUUAUAAUCUGGCCAAUCAAAUCCUGCCUGGCAACAAACGACUGAGGAUCAAAAGGAACCUUACAUUUUAGACAAACAUUCUAUAGCCCCAGUAUUAGGAAACAUGGUAGGACUUAAACCCUCAGAUGUUCCCCCUCCACUCGGGGUGAAGAUGGCGAGUGCUGGUGCUGCAGCCUGUGUAGCAGACCUUGUCACAUUCCCUCUGGACACAGCUAAAGUCAGACUACAGAUUCAGGGAGAGAAACAGGGAGUGGCAGGCAUCCGCUACAGAGGGGUGUUUGGCACAAUCAGCACCAUGAUCCGAACGGAGGGGCCCCGGUCUCUGUACAACGGGCUGGUGGCAGGGCUGCAGAGACAAGUGUGCUUUGCCUCCAUCAGGAUCGGCCUCUACGACAAUGUCAAAAGUUUCUACACUGGGGGCACAGACAACCCUAGUGUGCUGAUCCGUAUCCUGGCUGGCUGCACCACAGGCGCCAUGGCAGUGUCUUUUGCACAACCCACUGAUGUGGUAAAGGUUCGAUUUCAAGCCCAGAUGAACCUGGACGGCGUUGCCCGUCGCUACAGUGGCACCAUGCAGGCCUACAAACACAUCUUCCAGAAUGAGGGUUUACGUGGACUCUGGAAAGGCACAUUACCCAACAUCACAAGAAAUGCACUGGUCAACUGCACAGAGCUGGUGACAUACGACCUGAUCAAAGAGGCCAUCCUCAGACACAAUCUGAUGUCAGACAAUCUGCCCUGCCACUUUGUAUCUGCGUUUGGUGCUGGCUUUGUCACCACCGUGAUUGCUUCCCCAGUAGAUGUGGUGAAAACUAGAUACAUGAACUCACCACCGGGCCAGUACAGGAGCGCGAUCAACUGUGCCUGGACCAUGAUGACGAAAGAGGGGCCGACGGCUUUCUACAAAGGGUUUAUUCCCUCAUUUCUGAGGCUGGGAUCGUGGAACGUUGUGAUGUUUGUCUCAUUCGAACAAAUCAAGAGAGCCAUGAUGGUGACAAAGAAGAGGAUUGAGGACAGAAACUGAGAUGCCCGUUUCAAAGUGGGACUGAAAAAUCUGAAAAACUACUGGGUUGGAACCUCGAUACGAUAAUAUCAAUUUUAGUUUUGUUCUUUUUGUCCUGUGGUGACAAAGAAGGAAAUCCUUUGUUGAAAAAGGGAUAUCAGAGUGGAGUGCAGUGUGUACUUGACUCUAUGUUGAACUGAUGAAGAAAUGCAGUUCUAUCUUUAUAUUUAUCAUUUUUCAUAAAUGAACCUAUUUGAAAUUUAAUGGGAGUGAAUGUUGCCAACACCAGGUUGUGAUAGCCCUCCUUUGGGAAGUUGAGUUUGCACUUUAAGAUCUGUAAAUCUGCAAAGUAUGGACUGUUUCACUUGUAUUGCCAGGCAACAGCUUGGGUCCACGUUUACUUCCUGUCAGCGUAUGUCAUUCACAUAUCCUGCAAAUAUAACAGAAAUACAAAAGGACCCAUUUAAAAUAUUAUGAGACGUCUGAAACAGUCCGUACAUUUUUGGCAGCUUACAGCAGUGCACCGUUCCAUAACACUGGUGCCAAUAAUAAAAAAUACUGGUGCUUGCUAAUGAACUUGUGCGAUCACUUCCACCACACGAAACACAUUUCAAAACAUUAAAAUGUGUAUUUAUUAA